CCGGCUACCUGCCCGGGGGUUAUGGCUGCUGUAUGUACGCACUGCUGGCAGGAGAAGGAGCGGGAGUGCCCCACACAAUACUUAUUGGGGCUGAAGCUACAGAAUAUCCCUAGGGGAAAGACUCGCUCCCAGCCUCUCACUGAGGCACAAACACCCUAUCCGGCCGCACUAACCGCUUCCCAACUCCCUGCUCUGCCUCUGGCCCUAUUCCUAUUGGCUGUGAAUGUAGGGGAGGGGCAGCUAGCGAUUGGCUCACACGGGAAGGAGGGCGGUGCGGAAACGAGGAAGGGAGGAGUCAAGGCUAUAAACGUUAGGGACCGUGGAGAACUUUAUAUCCCUCAUUUCACAGGAAGAAUCCUGCCAGAAGUGAAUGUACCAGUGAGAGGGAGUGUGGUGUUUGCACACAGCCUGGGUAUCUCGCUGAGAAACUGCCUCCAUUUCUGGGAAACGUAUAAAUGUCUUCUUAGGGUCCCCCCCCCCCAUUCCUGUGGGACUUCCUGUAUUUAUCUUCCCAGCAUCCUCUGUACCUGAGGAGUUUGCUGUGGGGAUCUUGGUAACUGCCUCUAUCCCUGGGCAGGUUUCCUCAGGGGACUGCAAAUAACAAGCUGAAGCAAGAGGCAUCUCUGUGGGAGGAGCUAAAUUUGCCCCAGAAGUGGAGUGGGGCAGAAUGGAAGCCGGGGAGCCCCAGGACUGUACCUCCUGGUUACCUGAUGAGUUGGCAUUGCGCAUCCUCUCGUACCUUGAUGCCAAGGAUAUCCUGCAGGUGGCGCAGACUUGCCAGCGCUGGAGAGAGUUGGCUGAGGAUGAAGGCCUGUGGCAGGGAAAGUGCAAGGCUGAUGGGAUUGAGGAGCCGCCGCAGGUAACAAGGAGCAGGGCUAAAGGCUCUGGGUCCGGUCCCUGGAAAAGCGCUUACACCAAUCAGCUCAGGAUCGAUACCAACUGGCACCGAGGGAGAUUCAAAACAAUCACACUGGAUACAAGUGAGUCGGGGACAGAUUUCUUUACCUGGACCUCUGAUGGGAAGGAAAUGAUUUGUAUUGUAGAUAAAAAUACAAUACAGAUCUGGUCGGCAGUUACUGGAGAACCCAUACGGACCCUUGUGGGACACACAGACAAAAUCUUUGCAAUACAAAUGAGAGAUCACAUGAUUGUUAGUGGAUCCUGGGAUUGUACAAUAAAAGUAUGGAAUGCAGAGAGCGGGGAAUGUAUCCACACACUGGGCGGCCAUACUGACGCUGUGUCACACUUAUAUCUCCAUGGGAACAGGGUAGCGAGUGGGUCAUGUGACGACUCCAUCAGAAUCUGGGAUAUUGAGACGGGGCAGUGCCUACACGUUCUCAUGGCACAAAUAGACUAUGAUUCAUAUGUUAACUAUGAUGGUCGAUGGGUGAUCAGUAGGAAUGACGGAUCCAACCUGAAAAUCUGGGACCCCGAAACUCAGAGCUGUUUGCGCAGUUUCCCAAUUCCCAUAACUGCCAUCCAUCACACGGAGCUGAAAGGCUCGCGGCUCUUACUGGUCACUGACGACGGCACAAUAACCGUGUGGGACACUGACACAGGGCAGCGCAUCCAAACAAUAAAGGACCUUCAGACCUACAUAUCCGCAGUGUCACUGAGGGCCAAUAUAUUCAUCUGGGGGGAUAAGGGCCUUCCUGCUGGUUUUGACCGGAAGAGAUUUCAGCGCUACGUGGAAAAUGUGCGACUCCGCAGUCACUUUGACUUGAGCAACACUGGGUUUGGGCCGGUGCCGCUCUGGGGUUUCAGACUGGGAACAGGUUGGGAUGAGAAUGCAGACAUUUAUUUGCAAGGCUUGAAGAGAAGAAACAAAUAUAUACACUUUAUCAUAUUCUGUCGUACAAAACUUAUCUGCAUGAUUGAGGAGAGAUCUAGUGAAAUGAUUAAAGUGUUGGACUUUAAUUGGGAGGAGAGGAGGAGAAAAAGGUUAAAGUUAUAGUUACCCAUUCAUGUAAAGCCCGGGGCAUGUCGGCAUCUCAUUAAAGGACAAGCAAAGAAUUUUGUGGGGAGGGGGCUGUGGGUGGCCCUAAAAAAUGUUUUUGCACUGACUAUACAGUUACUAACAGAACAUAUAGUUGCUGGUUAUUGCCCAUAGUAUUCCCGGCCCAUAUGUACACAAUAAAAAGCGGCGGGACACAAAGCCCAUAUGGCUAAAUAUGUUCCUUUAUCUGAUUGGCAUUCUGUAGCCCCGCCCUGUUUCUGAUGCCAUUGGCUGUGGUUCCGCCGCACAUCAUUCCCCGCUGCACUUCCCGUUCCAGUUCAGCUACACGGCCUGACUCUCAUAUAAACGGUAUCACCUGGGGGGUCAAAUGGGAAAUGUGGAUCAAUAAGAGAGAAGGUGAUUGGAUAUUUCGGGUCAGACCCAAAGCGCCGGGGAACAGAGGAUUCACGCUGCUCGUACAUCAGUUCCAGUUAAACCUAUUGGCACCUUUGCACUUGUUCCAAAUAAAGCACCGGUUGUGCCAGAAACGUCUCGCUCUUUAUAUCUGGAUUCCCUUUGU
This is a messenger RNA of Xenopus tropicalis (tropical clawed frog), 2516 nucleotides long. Its product is annotated as provisional ortholog of F-box and WD repeat domain containing 7. The transcript has a single exon. The coding region runs from base 668 to 1954 and encodes 428 amino acids. Lineage: Eukaryota; Metazoa; Chordata; Amphibia; Anura; Pipidae. The record is from RefSeq and is a predicted model, not a curated record.